Messenger RNA from Colletotrichum karsti, 408 nucleotides. RefSeq lists its product as uncharacterized. The coding region runs from base 1 to 408 and encodes 135 amino acids. Lineage: Eukaryota; Fungi; Ascomycota; Sordariomycetes; Glomerellales; Glomerellaceae. The transcript is spliced from 2 exons. The record is from RefSeq and is a predicted model, not a curated record.
AUGGUCUCGGUCAAGAACAUUGUGCUUCUUCUUUCGGCAAGUCUCCAGGUAGCAGCAGCUACUUGCAAGGACUACGGAUCCUGGUAUAUCCAUAUCAGACUUGAUGCCGGCGCCCAAGGCCACAGGCAGGGAAGACUGCGUGCCGAACACUCCAAAAUACCAGGGAAUGUCACAAGCGCAACAUGGCUCUAUGACCCGGAGACACAGAAGACUACCUACACCACAGAUGAUUUUACUCUGAACAACACUCUAAUAGAUAGUCUCGGCAUUCAAGACUUUGAGAUAUUCCAGACCGUUGACGGAGUUCCCUUGAAAGGAUCCGGGCCCAUCAACAUCUACUUUGCCCCAGCGGCGAACGGACGAGGCGGCGAAGGGAACACAACCAUCGUUUCACAGAAGGCCUUCUAA